GCCGGGUGGUUUCCCUCCCUCCGGCCCGGUGUGUCCGCAGCCGGCGGGAUUUCUGCCGCUGUUUGCUCCUCCGAUCGGUGCGUCCGUUCACCUCAGGCGUCUGGUCCCAGGCCGCUCGGUGCCCGUGCCCCGCUGCCAUGGAGACGCUGCUUCAGCCCGAGCUGGACGUGGAGAGUUGUGACGCGGGGCGCGGCCCCGGCGGUGUCCCGGCGCGCGGCGGCGGGGGCGGCCCGCGCGCGCACCCGGGCCGCAGGCACCGAGGACCGGCGCGCAAAUGGGUGAGGAGCCGCCCAGGCCGCAGCGCAACGAAACCGAACGGGGGCUUUAGGCAGAGCAAUCGGGCUUCAUGGCCGUUUACUUAUCUCAGAUUUCCGGAGUUUGCAGUUUUUUUCAUUGUCUUGUAUUUACCUGGCUCAAGUAAGGCUCUGAAAGGUCAUCGAUGCAGAACUUUGAUUCUCUACCCACAAGUUCUGACUAGCGCAUUUGCACUUUUUAUCAAAUCAAGACAAGUAUCUAAAAGCAGCAACCCAGAAUUGGAUGAGGAAAAUAUACAUUGGGAAUGCUGUGGACAGCAGUUUGAUAAAGAAGUAUGCAUUCACAAGCAUGUGGGAAAUGAACAUAUGUCUGAGGUCCUACAAGAAACUGAAGCUAUUUUCAAGUUAUUAGGACAAAAGAAAUCCAAGCUAACAAGAAAGCAUGAUUCCACAGAUAAUAAAAUUGCGUUAUCACAACACAAUAAAAUGAAGGAAGAAUUUGACAUAUCUACAUGGUUACCUGAUACAAGUGACAUUAACUUUGAUCUAGCAAGUGCAGCAGGUGAAGUGCUGUUAUAUUAUUCCUACUGUGACAUUGAGGAGCCACAAGUGAUCUGUGAAUGGCAAAAAGCCUUGUGUCGUCAGCUGCAUUUUACAGGCAAAGUGCGCAUCUCUAAGGAAGGAAUUAAUGGAACAGUUGGUGGAUGCAAAAUGGCAACCGAGCUAUAUGUUCAAACUAUGCUUUCCCAUCCGCUCUUUCAAAGUAUGUCCAUGGAGGACUUUAAGCGGAGUGCUGGAGGAGCCCACUGUUUUCAAGAUCUGCGAGUUGGAGUUUUUAAAGAGGUUGUUCCCAUGGGAGUGGAUCCUGAAAAGAUCUCUUAUAAAGAUGCAGGAAUUCAUUUAACUCCAGAAGAAUUUCACAGAAAAUUGGAAGUGUUGUCCAACAAUGCCCAAAUUCGAAAGGACACCAUUUUACUAGAUUGUAGGAACUUCUAUGAGAGCAAAAUAGGAAGUUUUCAACACUGUCUUGCUCCCAAUAUCCGGAAAUUCAGCUACUUUCCAGAUUACAUUGAUACAAAUUUGGAUUGCUUUAAGGGCAAACAGGUCCUUAUGUAUUGCACAGGAGGAAUCCGCUGUGAACGAGGCUCAGCCUAUCUGAGGUCAAAGGAUGUAUGUAAGGAAGUUUACCAACUUAAAGGUGGAAUUCACAAAUAUCUUGAACAAUUCCCAAGUGGUUUUUACAGGGGAAAACUGUUUGUGUUUGACAAUCGCUAUGCUAUUUCUGUUAAUGAUGACAUCAUUUCAGAGUGCAGAUAUUGUGGUGCCCCUUGGGAUGAAUACAAACUCUGCAGUACUGCUUCUUGCUGUCAGCUUGUUUUGUCCUGUCUUCACUGUAGAGAAAAAGGCCUUGUAGCCUGUUGUGCUGUGUGCCAAGAAAAAGGAAAGGCUUCAUCUGAAACUCAAUCACGACCUCUACGAAAAGAGCAAUGUGAAUGUACUGAGAAACGGGUACGAAUCCCUGUUAUGCUUCCACAUUAGAUAAUUUGUUCAAGCUAUCCAACAUCUCAAACCAGAAGGAUUAAAUCAGAUCAGAAAAAGGACUUGAAUUUCUAUAAAAACCUACACAGUUUCAGGAUGUCCCAAAAUUCUUAACAGCCAAUUAAGUUCUUUUGAUAUUUAGUUGUCUGCACUGUAAUAUUGGGAACACUGCAAUCAGUUUGUACACAGUAAGUUCCCAUAUCCAAUAAUGAGAUAAAUGACUAGAUCAUAUGUUUUAAAGAUUUAAGUUCUGUUACACAAAAUAGGUUCAUUUUAUAUUAAUCCUUUAAAAGAGUCUAUUAAAACUUAUUAAUAUAAGUGUAUCUUUUCAUCAGCAUGCUACUUUAGUUGAGAACAAUCAUGUUUUAAAUCAAUUGAAUUAAAAUGCAUUCAAU
Molecule: messenger RNA, 2188 nt
Organism: Pristis pectinata (smalltooth sawfish)
Lineage: Eukaryota; Metazoa; Chordata; Chondrichthyes; Rhinopristiformes; Pristidae
Product: thiosulfate sulfurtransferase/rhodanese-like domain-containing protein 2
Exons: 10
Coding region: 138-1793 (551 amino acids)
Source: RefSeq, a predicted model, not a curated record